Molecule: messenger RNA, 3511 nt
Organism: Episyrphus balteatus (marmalade hoverfly)
Lineage: Eukaryota; Metazoa; Arthropoda; Insecta; Diptera; Syrphidae
Gene: eco
Product: N-acetyltransferase eco
Exons: 4
Coding region: 193-3192 (999 amino acids)
Biological process (GO): mitotic sister chromatid cohesion
Cellular component (GO): chromatin; nucleus
Molecular function (GO): protein-lysine-acetyltransferase activity
Source: RefSeq, a predicted model, not a curated record
AUAAUUUCGUCAUAAAGAAAUGUCAAAUUGAACACAAAAAUUUCGCGCUGAAUUUUUCUUUUCUUUUUGCUUUUAUUUAAUUUCUUUUAUUUUAUUUUAAAUAAAUUUGCAAAAAAAACUCAACUAAAUAUUAAUUUAUAAAAGAACAAAUUCAUUACAAUAAAAUUUUAUAAGCAAAUGUUUUGAAUUAGGAUGGAAACUCCAAAAAGUCAACGCUCACGUCCAACCAGAAAUCCAACACCUCGCUUAUCCGAACGUAAAAAAUCUCUUUUUACAACUAUUUUAAGUGAUUCUAAAGAAUCUUCCUCAGAUUCCGAAAUAGAAAAUAAUGUCUUACAAGGUUUAAAAGUCUUAAAUGAAGGUAAGACCACAAAAAUGCGUUCCAUUGAUUCAUUAUUAAAAAAGACCCCCAAGAAAGCAAUUAGUUUUCUUAAAAACAACAACAAUUCAUCAUCACCCGAAAAAAUGUAUGAUGAUUUAUUUGAAAAACUUCCCGAUAGUCCACCACCACUAUCAAAAGAAACUGUUGUCACUCCAACUCGACGUAGUUUUCGAUUAAGUUUAAAACCAAAAAAUGGUUCUCCAACAACAAAUUCCCUUGUUAAUAAAAUUCCCGGCAAGGAAAAUAAUAUCCCUCGAACACCAACAAAAACUUACAGUGACGAAUUACAAGACAUGUUUACUAACUCAAUGAAUUUGAAUAAAAAUAAAAAAGCUUCCGAAGAGGAAGAAGAAGAAAUUAUUGAGGAAUCAUCUUCCGAUGAAGAUGAUUCGAAUCCUGAUCCAUGUCAUGAUAGAUUCAAGACAGUGGCUCAUAAAAGAACUUGUACCUCCGAAGCAAGUACAUCUCCUAAAUUAGAUUCAGUUAAAGUCCGUCGACUUAAUAACUCUGAGAGAUUGUCCAUAUCGACAAAGAGUUUCUAUUCCACCUCAAAGACAUCUCCCACGUCGGUGAGAAGUCCUCCGAAGCUUGCUGUCUUAAAGCAACCAUCAAGAGUUAAGAAUCCUAAUCCCAAUUCUUAUAACUCUAAUAAAGUAAAAAAUAAUCGAAUAAAUAAAGGAGUCCAUCAUAGCAUUAAAAAGAAACCUAAACCAAAAGCUGCACUUCCGAGUGUUCCGAAAAAAGACAUUCUUUCGAUUAUUCGAAAUGAAAAACUCCGAAACUUACUAACUACCAAACGCAAAGAAAAAGAUCAAAUUGAAAGUGUCCAUCGGAUACUUAAAUCAGCCAAGAAUCCCAUUGAAAUGGCAAAACCUUUGAGUGUCAUUGUAGCUUCUCAUAAUGAUGCUUCCUCCGAACACAAUAAAUCCAAAAAUGAUGGUAAUAAUAAUGCAUCAAUAACACCGAAACGAUGUUAUAUGAGUGGACCGCCGGCGGGUGAUAUAUCAAUGGGAUUCUCAGAUAUUGAAUGUAGUAGUGAGUCGGAGGAGGAAGGAGAAGAAGCUAUUGAAGAUGCUAUACAAAAUGAUGUUAAUGAAUUGCUGGGGGAGGUGGAGGAGGAGAGACCACCGACACCAGUGCCAGGAAGGAAAUUCUUCAAGUCGGGACAUUCGGGAACGAAGAAGGAAGUUAAAAUUACAGAUACUAUUAAGGCAUCGGUUUGUAAUGGGAAAUUGUCAAUUAUGACGGAUGUUAAGCAGCAGAGGAGGAAGAAAUUAAAACUUAGGGAUUCGAGAGUUAACGAAUUUUCAUCGGAGCAAGCCAAAGUGGAUGAGAUCAUCAAAAACUUUGAUAUAUCCAUCAUUUCUACACAACCCAUUGAGGAAGAAAUACCAGCUUCACCAGCAAAAGCCUCAGUAGCUGCAACACCCAAUCAAAUUGUACAACCACCCAGUCCAACUGCAACAUGCUCCAAUGAUGGUUUCGAUGAAUUCGAUGAAAUGCGUAUGACCGAAACCGAAGCUGAUGUCGAAGAAGAUGAUGAAUUUUACGAAUUUCGUCGCCGUCUACCCUACAACACAAAUAAUCCAGAACUCAUCGAACAACAACACAUUCUUUUAGAUUUCUUGAUUACAAAUAAAAUUUGCACCGAAGAAAAUUUUACAAUAUUCAUUGCCGAUCCAGAAAACAACAAAGAAGCUGCUCAAAGAAUAGUUGAUCAGCUUGUUGUUGUGGUAAAUGAUAGUCCAGAUAAUUAUCGCCAACGAUUACCAUACAAUACCACAGAUCCGGCGGAGAUAGAGCAACAAAGAAGUUUCCUUGAGUUUUUAAUUGAAAAUAAUUUGUGCAAUGAGGAAAAUUUUGAAAUAUUCAUCGCUGACUAUGCCAAUCGCCAAGAAGAAGCUGAUCGAAUUAUUACUGAAGUUGUAGCUUCUACACAUAAUAUUUCUGCAGAAGAGUUGGAACGGGAGCUCAAUCGAUUCAAUAAACAAACUCCUGAGAGUAUGGAUAUAGAAAUCCCCGAUCAAAAUAGAGAAAUCCAAAGGGUUCUCGAAGCCUCCCCCGAAAAGCUAUUCCCGAUAUUCUAUCCUGGUCGUUGUCAGCCGCUUUUAAAGCAAACUUCGACCAGGAAGAUAUCACGAGAAUGGGCUGGUGGUCAUGGUUCAAAUCAAUAUCAAAUUGACGCAGGCCAAAGACAAUUUGGUGCCAGAUUCUGCAAACAGUGUGGAUUACUUUACACUGUCAAUGAGCCCGAAGAAGAGAAGCUACACAAAGAGUACCAUGCUUCGUUGCAUGUGCUCAAGUUCAAAUCAUGGAUUGAUGAAGAUAUUGUACAAAUCUAUCCCGAAUGGGGAUCCGAUGGAAGGAUCUUGAGAUUGAAUGAGAACUCACACGUGAAACGACAGGAGCGUUUGAAAGAUGUUCUUAAAUUAGUAGAUAAGGAAUUGGGAUUCUAUUCGUAUAUUAUGCCGUCUGUUUAUGUGGCGUAUCUUGCAAUUCGUCAUAAUCAAAUCGCUGCAAUUUGCUUGGUUGAACCAUUGACAGAGGCACAUCGAUAUGUUUCAAUAAAUGGAGUCGAUUGUUGCACUGAUGAAGCCUUUCCAGCAAAAUGCGGCAUAUCUAGAAUAUGGGUCUCUCCACUUCAUCGGCGAUUCCGUAUUGCAUCGAAACUAAUUCGUGCCGUUCAGUUGCAUACGAUAUUUGGUGAAGAGAUUCCUUUGGAUAAAAUUGCAUUUAGUGCGCCGACAGAAGAUGGAAAGAAAUUUGCUCUAAAUGUUACAAAAUUGAAUAAUUUCCUUGUGUACCAGUAGAUGAGCUAAUAUUUUAUAUAUUUUAUUUUUUUUUUCCUUAAUUUUAUUUAAAAUCAGUGCAACUUGAUAAAAAAAAACUAUUUCUCUUGUAAAAAUAAGAUUCAUCAUGUUUUAGGGUCCUUAUAAUAGUUGUUAUUGUGUUUUUUUUCUUUUAACCGAUUUUAUUUUUAUUUAGUUUUUCCCCAAACUUGAUAAUCAUAAAUAAUACUGAAGUAACUACUCCUGUAAAUUUUAAAUACCUAUUUUUUUCUUUUUAAACCUUUUUUUUAAAUAAGUUUUAUAAUUUUAAAUUAUUUCAAUUUUAUAAUCCAGAAAAUCG